CGGCGUUCGUCACCAUCGCCUACCAAUCUGUCUGCUUCUUAAUGUGGCGCCUGAGCGAUUCUUCUUCUUCGCGCACGUGUUUCCUCAACGAUGCAGCGACGCCACGCUCCAAUUCCACCAGACGAGGCUCGACAGCCAUGGACCGCGAGUGCCUGCCUGCCCUUCGGGCAUGAGGAUGAUCUGCGGAACGCGCAGGAGACUAGGGCCCCUUAUAACCGUUUGAAGAGCGCCUCUCUGCGGGACGGCGGGUGAGACCAUUCAACCCUUUCGGUCGCCGACGGUCGGUAGAAGGACAACUCCCCUACGUGACUCACAAGGGCUUUCGGUUCGGUGCGGAUCUCAGGUAGACAAGCGCCAGGGAAAGACCGUAAUGUGAUGAUGUUCUCCGGUAUUGAUGCUCAGAUCUGCAGACGAAGACAAGAAUACAGCCAUUGGGCGUCCCCAGAUGCCUUGAUGCCUCACAGAAGGCUAUCUAUAGG
This is a messenger RNA of Vitrella brassicaformis, 479 nucleotides long. The record is from the annotation of a GenBank genome assembly. NCBI's taxonomy places the organism in Eukaryota, Vitrellaceae.